UUCGGAAGGAGCCAAAGCACCGUGUCCAGCCUCUGCCUUGGAGGACUGAGCCGUCGGGGGAAAAUAUGGCUUUUUUCCCUAAAAUAGCGCUGAGGCUUGAGGUUGAAAAUUACCUCAGAGAAAGCUUUGUGAAUCAGGAGAUUAUAUCAGCUGGAGGUAAAGAUGAAGCAGAAAGGAAGUUUGAAACUCUGUUAAAGCACUUGUCACACCCGCCAUCAUUCACAACUGUCAGAAUAAACACACACUUAGCCUCAGUACAAUAUGUGAAAAAUUUGUUACUUGAUGAACUCCAUAAGCAAUAUAAUGGAUUACGUGUUCCUGUUCUUCAACAUCCAGACCUUCAGGAUGUUCUACUUAUUCCUGUUAUUGGACCUAGGAAGAACAUUAAGAAACAGCCGUGUGAAGCUGUGGUCGGUGCCCAGUGUGGCAAUGCAGUGCUGAGAGGUGCCCACGUCUAUGUGCCAGGAGUUGUGUCAGCCUCAGCAUUUAUGAAAGCUGGAGAUAUUAUUUCCGUGUACUCUGAUAUUAAAGGCAAAUGUAAAAAAGGAGCCAAAGAAUUUGAUGGAACCAAAGUAUUUCUUGGAAAUGGUGUUUCUGAACUAAGCCGCAGAGAAAUCUUCAGUGGGCUUCCCGAACUAAAGGGUGUAGGCAUAAGAAUGACGGAUCCCGUGUACCGCAGCCCUUCCUUUGACAAUGUCCUGCCCGGCUAUGUGUUUUUACAGAAUUUGCCAUCUGCUGUUGUAACUCAUGUUUUGGAUCCUCAACCCGGAGAGAAGAUUCUGGACUUGUGUGCAGCACCUGGAGGCAAAACAACGCACAUUGCUGCGCUAAUGCGUGAUGAGGGAAAAGUAAUAGCACUGGAUAAAAUAUCUAACAAAGUAGACAAAAUAAAGCAAAAUGCUGCAUUGUUAGGAUUAAAUUCCAUUAGAGCAUUUUGCUUUGAUGGAACAAAGGCACUUAAACACGAUAUGGUUAAGGACACAGAAGAACCUCCAUUUUUACCAGAAUCCUUUGACCGGAUUCUUCUUGAUGCACCCUGCAGUGGACUCGGACAGAGACCAAACAUGGCUUGUACUUGGACUUUAAAGGAGGUGACUUCAUAUCCGCCAUUGCAGAGAAAGCUUUUUACAGUGGCUGUUCAGCUGCUGAAACCAGGGGGUGUGCUGGUCUAUAGCACAUGCACUAUCACCCUGGCAGAGAACGAGGAGCAAGUUGCCUGGGCCCUCGCCAAGUUUCCUUGCCUUCAGCUUCAGCCUCAGGAGCCACAGCUUGGAGGAGCAGGAAUGAUGGGAGCUGGACUGUCAUCUGAACACUUGAAACAGCUGCAGCGAUUUGAUCCCUCUGCUGUGCCAUUGCAAGACACUGACUUUGCCUCUCUCGGGGAGGCCAGCCAGGACGACCUGAUCCAACUGGCAAAUAAAGAUUGCAUAGGCUUUUUUGUUGCGAAAUUCCUAAAAUGUGAAAGCUCAAAGGAGGCUUAGGAAGCGUCAUCUGUGGGUUGUUAGGCUUUCUUGUGUGUCUGUAUUUGUUUUGGAGCCACACCUGCCUCUGUACUCAGAGAUCACCCCUGGCAGGAUUCAGGCCACUAUAUGGAAUGCCGGGAAUCGAAUCCAGGUCAGGCAUGUGCAAGGGAAGCGAUCAUGUGCUGAAAACUAUGACUUCAGCCUUGUUUGUUUGUUUGUUUGUUUUUCUAAAAAACCUUAUUGUUGCUGGUGACUGGUGGCACAGCUGUAAGAAAACAGGUGCCAGAGACCUUCACCAGGGACAGACAGAAAGAAAGUCAUCUUAUGUUUGGGGAAGAAUUUUCGUUGAUUUAGUAGAGUAUGAAGAAGAGGACAUGCCAAUAGAUGUGUGAAAUGUUUUCAUUUGGACUCAUCUGGUUUGUAUUUAUAAAGAAUGUGACUUUUAAGGUUAAAAUCAUCAAAUCUCACAAAAGAAAUAAAAUUAGUAAUGUAAAAUUUGGAAAUUUUUUCCUAUUCCUGAGUCCUAAUGGAAGGUAUAGCAUUCACCUUGUGCUAAUAUCUGCAUAUGUUACCUGACUUUUCUUAAUAUUUGGUCACUCAAGCCUCUUCAUGUUUUUAUUUGUGGGGUGGAUGGCUGUGGCACACCUACAAUGCUCAGGGCUUACUCUUGGUUCUGCACUCAAGAAUUACUCCUGGCAGGCUUUGGGAACCAUGUGGUGUGCCAAGGAUCAAACUGACUGC
This is a messenger RNA of Sorex fumeus (smoky shrew), 2204 nucleotides long. It is a transcript of the gene NSUN6, whose product is annotated as NOP2/Sun RNA methyltransferase 6. The record is from RefSeq and is a predicted model, not a curated record. NCBI's taxonomy places the organism in Eukaryota, Metazoa, Chordata, Mammalia, Eulipotyphla, Soricidae. The transcript is spliced from 11 exons. Bases 66 to 1481 code for a protein of 471 amino acids. Gene Ontology annotation, molecular function: methyltransferase activity; RNA binding. Gene Ontology annotation, biological process: RNA methylation.